AUGAACAUAACCUUACUUAAUAAACGUGUGUCAAUGAAUUAUCUUUGCCAUUGAAGUUCAAAAGAGACAUUCUACAAAAUGAAUAGUCAGGGUGAUUUCAAGUUAUUCGAAAAUUCAAUUAAAUAUUUACAUAAUAUUUCCACGUUAUCUCCAAUGAAUGUACCCGCAUUAAAGUCAUCAUUAAGUUUAAAAAGAACAUUAAUGAGUCUCAGGAAAAACAUACAUAUACCUACAUAUGCAACUAGGCCAAAUAUGCAUUGUCAGAGGUGCUUUUUAAAUUUUCAUGAUGGUCCUGCAACCUAUGAAAUUAAAUCUAAACCAACACAGUAUAAAUUUGCACAAAAAAUGCUGGCCAAACAAAAGAAAGGGCUACCUCUCACAAAGUAUCAAAAAAAGUAUUUGGAAAAAUAUAAUAAGUUUUCUGGAAAUACUUUAGUCACAACUUGCCAUUUUUGUAAAAAAGCAACUUGUACGAAAUUACCGAUUCCAAAAACUAAAAAGAAACCUAAAGUAAUUGCUAGUAAAAAUAAGAACAAAAAGAAAAAAGAUAAACUGUGUGGCUUGAAUGAGAAUGUGGUUAUAACAAAUAGGAAUAAAAAGGAAAAUAAUAAAACGUUAUUAGGAAAAAAAUUAUUUUCAAACACUAAAAAUUCGUUACAAGAAACCACAUGUGAUAAUUCAUUAAUUAUAAUUUCGAAUUCUUCGACAAAUAAUUCAAUAGGGAAUGAUAAGAUACAAAAAUUGCCUACUAAAAGGCGUUUAGAAGUAAUUGAUUUAGAUUCUGAUGAUUCCAUUCAAGAAGUACCACAAAAAAAGAAAUUUAAAAUUAAAAAGAAACAAGAAAUUGUUAUCCAAACACCAAAACCUUUGAAAAAAACUCCAAAGGAUAAAAAGAAAAUGGAAAAAAAUCAUAUGAAAUUGAAUAAAUUAAUGAAUACAUCAACAGAAAAUGACAAAUCUUCAGGAUUGUUGCAAUUAUUAGAAGUGUCUAAAGAUAAUCCUACAGAAGUAAUUUCCUUAGAUUCUGAUGAUUCAGUCCAAGAAGUAUCAAUAAAAACAAAAACGGACGACAAAAAGUACCAGAAACAGCUCCAUACAUCAACUCCUGUCACCAAAAAUAACAAGAAAAAGAAGAAAAAUAAAAAUAAGAAGUUGAGUAAAUUAAUUUCAAAUUCUGGGAAAAAGAAUAAAUCUUCUAAUUUGUUUCAGUUUUUGCAAAGUUUGUAAUACAAUGUUGGAAUAAAAUUAAUUUUUCUUA
Messenger RNA from Diorhabda carinulata, 1258 nucleotides. RefSeq lists its product as uncharacterized. NCBI's taxonomy places the organism in Eukaryota, Metazoa, Arthropoda, Insecta, Coleoptera, Chrysomelidae. Bases 79 to 1227 code for a protein of 382 amino acids. The record is from RefSeq and is a predicted model, not a curated record. The transcript has 4 exons.